AGACUAUUCGUAGAGAAGCUAAGAACCUGUUCCAUCAUUUACGAUUUUAUGGAAAACACGAACUUGGAGAACAAAAUGUGCAAGAAGCAAAUUAUGAGUGAAAUCCUCGAAUAUCUCAUCCACGGCCGAAAUGUUUUAACGCCAGAGCUCUACCGUGAGAUUGUCGAUAUGGUAAGCAAAAAUAUAUUCAGAAAGCUUCCCAGCUCUGAAAUCAUGUUUGAUGUAGAGGAGGAUCAUACCUUCUAUGACCCAUCAUGGCCACAUUUGCUCUUAUCUUACGAAAUACUGACGCAGUUUUUGUACCUACCUGACUUCAAAACAUCUCUGGCCCGUCAUUACAUCAAUGAAAAUUUCAUCGACCAAUUCAUGGAUUUGUUUCUAACACGUGAUGGGCGGGAGAGGGUUACGCUGCAGAAGAUCCUCCUUAAAAUAUACAGAGCCUUCAUCGUCCUCAGGCCUUACAUAAGAAACAGAUUCUAUGAGUACACGUUUGACGAAGUCUACGUAAUUGGUCUACCGGAUUUGAUGCAAUUUUAUUCCAACAUAAUACCUGGUUUUGUGUUCCCUCUGGAAGCUGAGCACGAGAUAUUUUUCACUAACAUCUUUCUACUGCUGCAUUGCGGUGCCAUGUAUCCCCACUAUUAUAAAAGGUACCUCGACUGCAUAUACGAACUGCUUUUGAAAAAUCCCAAACUCUACGAAAAGGUUGUCGAUGUAAUAAUAAAGUAUUGGCCAAAAACUUCUUCCGCAAAGCAAUUGUUAUUUUUGAAAGAAUUGAAUGAUUUACUGACUGAUAUAAAAUCAGAGGAGUUUGAGGUCAUAUGCAUUGACUUGUUCACUCUUCUAGCCGAUUGUUUCUCUAAACCAAAUUAUUAUGUAUUUGAUGGGGCCCUGGAUGUAUUGAACAAUCCGACAAUAUGCUCCCUUAUAAAAACUUACACGGAUACUGUCUAUCCUAUAAUAGUUCCGGUUUUAUUGAAAUCUAUGGAGGCCAUUCACGUGCCGAAUAAGGUUAAAAUACAAGCAAUUAUCACCAAAUUUAGGAAUGAUUCUGAAAAAGAUUUCUCGUUUUCGUUACUCAAAUACGAAGAGUGA
Molecule: messenger RNA, 1095 nt
Organism: Helobdella robusta
Lineage: Eukaryota; Metazoa; Annelida; Clitellata; Rhynchobdellida; Glossiphoniidae
Exons: 10
Biological process (GO): signal transduction; protein dephosphorylation
Cellular component (GO): protein phosphatase type 2A complex; cytosol; nucleus
Molecular function (GO): protein phosphatase activator activity
Source: RefSeq, a predicted model, not a curated record